AGAAAAACCAUAAUGUUUUCCUGUACAUCAUCUUCAAUCUCAACAUCAUCAUCAUCAUCAGUAACAUCAUCGACGUUGUCCCUCUUAAAAUCCUGCAAAAACAUUAGAUCCCUGGAACAAGUUCACGCCCAAAUCAUUCGAAAAGGCUGCGAACAAGACCAUUUCCUUAUAACAGAGUUCAUAGCCGUAAUAAACACAAUCCUUCCUUCUAAACACAUAAGUUAUGCAUCAUCCGUAUUUAACCGUGUUCAUCAACCAAAUAUAUAUCUAUGGAACACCCUCAUCAAAUCACAUUCCACCCAUUCGUCUCUAACUUCGUGUUUCGAUAUUUUUCGAAACAUGAUGAAACAAAAUUGUUAUGUUUCUGCAGAUAAGUAUACUUUUCCUUCUUUGUUGAAAUCUUGUACUAGUGUGUUAGCGUUAAAAGAAGGGAAAAUUGUACAUGGGUUGGUUGUUAGAUGUGGGGAAGGAAAUGAUUUGUUUGUUGGGUCUAGCUUGAUUGAUAUGUAUGGAAAAUGUGGCGAGAUUCGGGAUGCACGGAAGGUGUUUGAUGGAAUGCCUGUGAGAAAUGAAUUUACUUGGACUAGUAUGAUUGUUGGGUAUUUAAGUGAUGGUGAUUGUUUAGAGGCUAAGAAGUUGUUUAGUGAAAUGCCUGUUAGGAAUUCUGCAUCAUGGAAUGCGAUGAUUAAUGGGUUGGUUAAGUCUGGUGAUUUGAUUAUGGCAAAGGGGUUGUUUGAUCAGAUGCCGGAGAAGGAUAUGGUUACGUUUACUACUAUGAUUGAUGGGUUUGCCAAGAAUGGGGAUAUGGCUUCGGCUAAGGCUUUGUUUGAUAAGUUAGAGGAGAAGGAUGUUGUUUCUUGGACUGCUAUGAUUUGUGGGUAUGCUCAGAACGGACAGGCUAAAGAAGCCGUGGAGAUGUUUGUGCAUAUGCAGGAUACGAAUGUUAAGCCGGAUAAAUAUGUUAUGGUGAGUUUAAUGUCUGCGUGCUCAAAAGCCGGCAAUUGGGAGUUGGCUGAAUGGAUUGAUUCGUAUAUGAGUGAAUGUGCGAUUGACAUUGAACAGAAUCAUGUGAUUUCAGCAUUGGUGGAUAUGCAUGCAAAAUGUGGGAAUUUGGAUAGGGCAUCAAUUUUGUUUGAAAAAAUGCACAAACGGGACUUGAUUACUUAUUGUUCGAUGAUACAAGGGUAUUCAGUACAUGGCCGAGGCGUUGAAGCUGUUGCUCUUUUUCACAGGAUGUUAAAAGAAGGGUUGAGGCCAGAUGAUGUAGCAUUCACAGUUAUCUUGAGUGCUUGUAGUCAUGCUGAUCUUUUUGACGAAGGAAUCCGGAUUUUUGAUUCUAUAGUAAAUGAGCACUCUCUAGUUCCUUCUAGCGAUCACUAUGCAUGUAAAGUGGAUCUUCUUGGCCGUGCAGGAAGAGUAAGAGAGGCGUAUGAUUUUCUUAAAAAAAUGCCGACAGAACCUCAUGCGGGUGCUUGGGGUGCUCUUCUUUGGGCUUGUAGGAUGCAUGGUGACGUGUCGAUAGGAAAAGAGGUUGCUGCUCAGCUUUUUAAGAUUGAGCCUCAAAGUGCUGCGAAUUAUGUGUUGUUAUCUGACAUGUAUGCAGAUUCAAAUCAGUGGUCUGAUGUUAAUAAUGUAAGGAACCAAAUGUAUGAGAAUGGGAUCAGAAAACUUCGUGGCUGUAGUUGGUUAUAGCGCGUCAUCACUUUCAUCUUGUCCAAACCAAUUACCUUCUGUGAUCAAGGUGCAUUGAAAUCGCAAACUGCUACUAUAUUUCGGAAAGAUGUAUAAGUCAAUGUCUCCUGUAUAGAGUAUACCUUCAUUGACCAAACUGGAUACAUCAUACAUGGCUCCUUGAUGCAGGCAAAUUGUGGUAUACAUAGUUUUUGUAGUUUUUGAAUUGCAGCUUCGUGUCUUUUUUUGGUUCCAGUUCCAGACAUGAUGAUCAUUUUUAUUUUAUUUUUUGUAUUUAUAAUAUAAGGUUAGCUUA
This is a messenger RNA of Erigeron canadensis, 1987 nucleotides long. Its product is annotated as putative pentatricopeptide repeat-containing protein At5g37570. The transcript has a single exon. The coding region runs from base 13 to 1692 and encodes 559 amino acids. Gene Ontology annotation, biological process: RNA modification. The record is from RefSeq and is a predicted model, not a curated record. Gene Ontology annotation, molecular function: protein binding; RNA binding. NCBI's taxonomy places the organism in Eukaryota, Viridiplantae, Streptophyta, Magnoliopsida, Asterales, Asteraceae.